Molecule: messenger RNA, 1122 nt
Organism: Pecten maximus
Lineage: Eukaryota; Metazoa; Mollusca; Bivalvia; Pectinida; Pectinidae
Product: protein Star-like
Exons: 3
Coding region: 1-1119 (372 amino acids)
Source: RefSeq, a predicted model, not a curated record
AUGGCUAAGUUUCCCUUGGCUUUGACCCGACUACCAUUGCUCGCUGUGGUCAUGCUAUGUCCAUUGAUAUCACUGUGGAGCCUGGUGAAAGUUUCCAAACUGACCACACCUUCCUGUGGGGUCAAUCAGGUCAUUGUCAUGAUGGAGAAAGAGAAUAGAGUCCUGGAGACGGACCUCUCCGAAACUCGUAUGAAGGGAUUGUUUUCCCAGAUACGUAAGUACGUGGUGGAACCACAAAGAUUUACUCCUCAGAAAUAUAACACCAAUCCAAGUAAACUCAGUUCCACUGAUUACAGAAAAGUUAUGGCCUACCUAAACGGACAGAGAGUUACCCAGGACAACCCGACUUUAGUGUCACUGAUCAGAAACUAUUAUAUUGAGAUGCCAUCUUUGGAUCCGUAUCAUCUGGAUGACCCGGAUGUAGUAGAGCCCUCGUUUGGCCAGACGCCUCUGGUCGAUAGCCGACUUCACUACAUGGCAAGUACACUUAUGGCUAACUUAAAGAGUGAAAAUGGUUUUCUGGAAGGUGGAUUUUAUGUAGAAUGUGGAGCUCUAAAUGGUGAAAAGGGUUCCAACAGCCUGUUCUUCGAAAGAGUAAGAAAAUGGAACGGAUUGCUGAUCGAGGCUGACCCCACUAAUUACAGAGCUCUGAAAACUAAAAACAGAAAGGCAUUCACCGUCAACGCCUGCCUCAAUCCAAAACCUUACCCAGCCGAGAAAAUUGUGUUUCCACAGGUUAUGUUUAACAAAGCAUUCAAUAUGGGGAGGGCCAUCCAUGAUGAUUUUGUCCGGAAGUGGUUGUCAAAUCGAGGGAUCAAACUCGAUCCAGUGCCUGUCCAGUGUUUUCCACUUUAUUCCAUUCUGCUUGCCCUCAACCAAACGACCAUAGAUUUCUUCAGUCUAGAUGUGGAAGGAGACGAGGUCGAAAUACUCAAGACUAUUCCAUUUGAUAAAAUCAACAUAAAGAUGCUGACAGUGGAAUAUUCCCACGGAUCUGGCGGGAAGGAUGAACUGCAAUAUUUCAUGGAAUCCCAAGGAUACGAAACCCUGGUCUCCAUGGAAAGGGACGACGGCGGAGUAAAAGAUCUUAUCUUCAGGAAGAAAGGUUUAGCGACGUAAAGG